Helicoverpa armigera (cotton bollworm) is the source of this 4841-nucleotide messenger RNA. RefSeq names its product suppressor of hairless protein (gene Su(H)). Gene Ontology annotation, molecular function: RNA polymerase II cis-regulatory region sequence-specific DNA binding; DNA-binding transcription activator activity, RNA polymerase II-specific. Gene Ontology annotation, cellular component: nucleus. The transcript is spliced from 4 exons. The record is from RefSeq and is a predicted model, not a curated record. Gene Ontology annotation, biological process: regulation of transcription by RNA polymerase II. The coding region runs from base 562 to 2073 and encodes 503 amino acids. NCBI's taxonomy places the organism in Eukaryota, Metazoa, Arthropoda, Insecta, Lepidoptera, Noctuidae.
UUCUGUCGAUUCGCGCGCGUGUAGUCGACAACACGCCUGCAAACAGCUCCGUGUCUAUGGUCAAUUUUGACAGCUCGCGCAUCUGGCGUUGUCGUAUUUAUACUCGAAUAAACAGAAGUUUGGUCAACUUUUCGUAAAAUAAAAUCAUAAAUCGAAAACUGUCGGGUCGAGGACGAGGACAAGUGUCCCCCGGCCGCGAGUGGCAUUCGACGUAUCUUCGCCCCGGACCUUCCGAAAAUACCAUCGUCGAACAGGUGUCUCGAACGAAAUGUGUGCUAGUUCCCAGCGUAAUUAACUGACGAGGGGCGUGAAUAAUACAAAAGUGUAUCGAUCGACGAGAUAAUCGGACCCGGGGGCGACGUUGUUUUGGUGGAAUCUACCCCGUGGGCGCGCGCCCUUCGUUCGAGGAGCAGGGAGGACGCUUAAGCCGCGUACUGGCCUGCCGGCGAUGUGCCAUAGGAGAAGUGACGCCAGCUAGGGAACGGGAGCAUCAUUGUGCGCGACCCGGGACCGGGUGCGCGCUAUGCGGGCGGCAGCAAGGUGAAGGCAGCCGUGGCGAGCAUGCCGCACCAGUUCGGCGGGGCGGGCGCGGGCGCGCUGGCGGGCGGCGCCUCGCCGCCGGCGCAGCACGCGGCGCUGUUCCCGCGGUACGCGGGCGCGGCCGGGCCCGGCGCCGGCGCCUACCGCCCGGAGGAGCGCCGCCUCACGCGCGAGGCCAUGGAGCGCUACCUGCGCGACCGAUCUGACAUGGUCGUCGUCAUCCUGCACGCUAAGGUCGCACAAAAGUCUUAUGGUAAUGAAAAACGGUUCUUCUGCCCACCACCCUGCAUCUAUCUGUUCGGAGACGGCUGGCGACUGCGGCGCGAGCGCAUGCUGCGCGAGGGAGAGACUGAGCAGGCAGCACAGCUGUGUGCCUUCAUUGGCAUUGGCAACUCUGAUCAGGACAUGCAGCAGCUGGACCUCAACAAUGGCAAGCAGUACUGUGCCGCUAAGACUUUGUACAUAUCUGAUUCUGAUAAAAGGAAGCAUUUCAUGCUGUCGGUGAAGAUGUUCUAUGGUAAUGGCCAUGACAUUGGUAUAUUCAAUAGUAAAAGAAUAAAAGUAAUAUCUAAGCCAUCUAAAAAGAAGCAAUCUCUGAAGAAUGCAGACUUGUGUAUUGCAAGUGGAACAAAAGUAGCCUUGUUCAACAGGCUGAGGUCUCAGACCGUGUCCACCAGAUACCUGCACGUGGAGAAUGGCAACUUCCAUGCAUCCUCCACACAGUGGGGAGCGUUCACCAUCCACUUGCUGGAUGAUAAUGAGAGUGAGUCGGAGGAGUUUGCUGUUAGAGACGGAUAUGUACACUAUGGCUCCACUGUGAAGCUUGUGUGCUCAGUCACAGGCAUGGCACUACCCAGAUUAAUAAUAAGAAAGGUGGACAAACAAAUGGCCUUACUAGAAGCAGAUGACCCGGUAUCCCAGCUUCACAAGUGUGCGUUCUACAUGAAGGACACUGAACGCAUGUAUCUAUGCCUCUCGCAAGAACGAAUAAUACAGUUUCAAGCCACACCGUGCCCUAAGGAGCCAAAUAAAGAGAUGAUCAAUGACGGAGCAUGCUGGACAAUCAUCUCCACUGAUAAGGCUGAAUAUCAGUUUUAUGAAGGAAUGGGGCCUGUCAGGUCGCCAGUAACACCAGUGCCACUAGUCCACUCCUUAAACUUAAACGGAGGCGGUGACGUAGCCAUGUUGGAGCUGGCUGGUGACAACUUCACGCCGUCUCUUCAAGUGUGGUUCGGCGAUGUGGAAGCAGAAACUAUGUACCGGUGUGCGGAGUCCAUGUUGUGUGUCGUGCCUGACAUCUCGCAGUUUAGAGGACAGUGGCUUUGGGUGCGACAGCCUACGCAGGUACCAGUGUCGCUGGUCAGGAACGACGGCAUAAUAUACGCGACGGGCCUAACAUUCACGUAUACUCCUGAGCCCGGGCCUAGGCCCGUGUGCGCCCCCGUCGACGACGUGAUGCGACCAGACACCGCCGCCGGCUGGCACCACGAUGCUCACAACACCCACAGACUACCAGACAACACUCUUCAAUAGCCAAUGGACUGCAGGCUGGACGAAGACAGUCUGCAGUUAUAAUUUACUCUGUGGCAACUAAAAACUGUGUUAAUGUGACCCAAAGAACGCCGUCUCGUGUACCACACAGACAUAUGGUGAGUGACUCAAAGACAGUAAUUGUAUAAUUUCGAUAGUGCCUAAUGUCUAUUCAUCAUAGCAUGAUCUCUAGCUUGUGCUAGAAGUGGGUAAUAUUUUUGAAAAAAACGUAUUUUAAGUCGUUCAAGUGAAAUGGUAUGUUCUAUACGUAUUGUAUGCUGUUACAAACAGCGUAGUUUUUAUUAGCGCAUGCACUUUGCGCAAGUGACAUAACCUGCUUGUUGAGGUACCUUCAGGAGGGGGAAAUGUACAAUAGAAAAUGUGUAGCUCAUUAGUUUGUGCAAUAUUAAACAAUUUACUUUUGUGACUGAUUUCCUACUGACGAUGUCAGACAGAUAUUUGUAUCAAACCUUUUCUGAAGAUGUGACUCCAUGUCACCUGAAAAAGCGAAUUAGUGUACUAAUAUGAGAGUUACGUUUAACAGAUCAUGUUAGGGUCUAUAGAUUAUAGAAAGCUUUAUAAUUAAAGAAAGUGCCACUUCGCGAGUUUGCUUUGCUUGGGAGCUUAGGACCGCAGGCGCUAAACAAUAUGUGGACACUAUAAUGUGUGCCUAAAUAUAUCUAAACUAUAUGUUUGUAUAUCUACGAGAUUAUGACACCAAAACUAUGAUUAAGGUUAAAAAUCAGCAAUAAAAAGCAAGUUGUGACAACAGUACCAUAGUAGAAGUGGAAUAUGUGAUAAAUACAAUACACGAUGGCAUUUUAUUUGGCAACUUGUUAAUACAAAAUAUACUCUAAGCUUAUCAAAAUAAGGUGUAUUUUGUAUUAACAAAUAGACGUCAAAUUUGGUGCCAGCACAAGAUAUGGCUCUACUAGUGUUAUACUUGUUGUUAAUUCGAUUGAUUUCUUUUAUUUUACCUUGGGUAUGCAUUAUAAAAUAUGCGAAUUUCUAGAGUAACGUCUAAUAGAGCUGUAACUGUCCUAUAACAUAUUCUUUGUUUCACACGGUUAGCGGAUUGGAAGUAGGCCAAAUACGACACUUGUUAGAAAAUCAAUAAGUGCAUAAAUUUCCAAGAAAAAAGGUAUUGUUACACCGUCGCUCAACUAUUGUAAAAUUAUCUAAAAAGGCUUGAUUUAGAUAAUUUACUAGGCCUACCAAUCUCUCUGAGAUUCAAUUUGGUAAUGAGGUUUUAAAUACACAGGCUUAAAUUAUAGCCAUUGUUCAUUUUGUUUAUGAAAGUUAUUGUAAUUUUUAUUAAAGAAAUUGUAACCAAAAUCAGGGAGAGAUUAUUAACAAUUUCCAAUUCGCUAACUAGUGUUCUCCACUUACUUACAUAUUUUACUACCAGUAGGUAACUGCUAGUCCUACUUAAUUUGAGCAAUUAUUCGCCCUUUCAAAGCGCUUACCACAGCUCAUUUAUUUACAAUUGCGAACAGUGCUCAACAAUAUAUUGCUUUUGAACACUGAGGUAUACAGGGAGGUAGUUCCUACUCCGGCAUUUAAUAUACACCAAUUUAAAAAUAGUUCGUUCAUUGUCAUCGUCAUAAAAAGAGAUCUCUCUGCUCUUAGAUUUGUUUCUGUGGGGCCAAAUAGUUGUAAUAUCCAUGACAAGUCAUUGCGUUUAUACUAUAAUACUAUUCUAAUUAAAGUUAAAUAUUAUUAAUACGUUUGGGUAAAGGAAAAUGAAUUCUACGAGAUUGAGUUAAGAGUGAUUUUAAUGUUAUUGGUUUGUAUAAAUUAAGUAGAUAACCUAGAAUAUUAGUUUAUUACAAUCGAGUUAGAGAAGAGCCAAAUAAGUCCUUUUAUCUCAGAAUACUUGAUAUAGUAUUUUUCUCUUAUACAUUAGUGUUUAUACCUACUAUUUUAUUUGCUUCUGUGAGUGCAAGUCGAUCGGUCUCAAUGUGUAUGCACAAUUUAUCUAAUCACUACACUUUGUUGACGAUAAUAAUAAAAUCCAAUUAUUGACACGUAGCUGUCACUGUACGUAUGUAUAUUACGGAGAUUUUAAACGAACAAUACAUGUAGUUUAGUAGCUAGCGUUAGUCCAUAGCAGUACGGGCUCUGCACAUCGAGCGCGAUGCGAUACACAGCGACAACGUACCACUUUGUACGCAAACGUAGCAGAUUUCAUAGAAUGUCUCAAGAAGAGCGUCGCUCGCGCGUUUUUCCGCACGUCACGCUCGAUCUGCAGACCCCCAAUAAUUAAAUGAUAAAGAAUACUGAAAUUAUAAAUUUAAAAAUUCUAUUUAUUUUAUGCCAAUAUAAUUUCUUUUGAAAAUGUAUUGUUUUAAAAACGGAUUUGAUGUGUAUUUUUAAUAAAACGUGUGAUUUCGAACAUUCCAUGUGGAAAGUGUAAUAAGAAGUACAAAAAAUAUCAAUAUUUUUGUAGCAAAACGUUGAAUUACGAUAUAAUCUUAUGGAAUUGGUAAAGUUACAGUAUUACAAGGAAAUUAGUAUUAAACGCGAUGAAUAGACAGUAAUAAUGUCGUCAAUUUUGUAAAGCGAUAAGUAAAUGAUUUGUCAUUUAAAAAUACUGUUUACUCCUUUUUAUCAUUUUACAUUUGGUAUUUCUAUAUUUGGAAAUGGUCAUAUUGAAGUGGAGACUGCCCGGCCAUCGUAUUGUGAACCGGCUGUACAACGCGUUGAUGAUAUUCGGAGCAGUGAUUCUGAAAUAUGAGUAAAUAUUUUUUAAUAAAAUUGAAUUUAAAUAA